AUGCGCGUCGCCUGCCGCGCGCUGGUGCAGCGACACGUGGGUCUGAGGGCUGUGCCGUACAGAUCCGCUGGCGAUGAAGGCACUGCAAGCCUUUGCAUGAGCGCCGUGCAGACCUUGCUGGUGCUUCGGGCCCUUUUCGGUCUCGAGGAGGCCGAAGAGAGGCCGGCCUUGGAUGGCUCAGCCGCUGUCGGGCUGCUGAACGCUUGGCCUCGUGUGGCCUCUUCACCGGCCUCCGGUGGACUGCCCAUGUGCGAAGCCGGCGGGGCUGAAGAGUCGGCGCACUUCGAGUGGCUGAACUUCGAGUCGGAGGCCGACAUGCGCCACGCGGCGUGGCUGAAGGCUCGCAGCCGGGGCUUCCGGCUCCCCGCCUCCAUCUCCGUCCUCACGCUGCCGGGCAGCGCGUCCAGCACGGGCCGGGACUCCGCAUAUUUGCACAUCGCAGUCAACCACGCAGUGACUGACGCCGCCGCCAUCGUGCCGCUGGUGGCUGACCUGCUGGAACUGCACCGGGCAGCGAGAACUUUGGCAGCUUCCGAGGACCUUGAGGCCUCCGCCGGAGCGGCGCUGCGGAGCUGUCGCCUGCCCCCGGCGCCGGAUGGCUUGGCUAUCGCCGAGGCAAGAUUGCGGCAUGCGGUGCUGGACAAGCGCGAGGACGAAGGCUGGGAAGAUCGACUGGACCUGGCCCACAACAGCUGCCCUCCACGGAAGCGAGGCUACGACCACUACGUGAAGUUGGCGCCAAGCGCCGGUCGCCUGCUGGAGGCUGGCGCCGGCGUGACCGGAGUGCCCACUGAUCACUUGAUGGUGGCGGCUUUGACGGUGGCGCUCAGCGUCGCCGCAAAGAUGCCGGAGGUGAAGCUCAGCCUCAUCGUGCCCAUGCGCGACGGCCCUGGGCACGGGCAAGCGGUGGCCAACUUGGCGUCCACACGGCACCUCAGCGUUUGGGUCCAGGGCAGGUCUCUCUUCGACGUGGCCUCGGACCUGUCGACCCGAUUCCGCCACAGCCUUGACAUCGGGGGGCCCAUGCAGAUGUUGGGGUGA
This is a messenger RNA of Effrenium voratum, 1041 nucleotides long. NCBI's taxonomy places the organism in Eukaryota, Dinophyceae, Suessiales, Symbiodiniaceae. The record is from the annotation of a GenBank genome assembly.